Molecule: messenger RNA, 5363 nt
Organism: Pecten maximus
Lineage: Eukaryota; Metazoa; Mollusca; Bivalvia; Pectinida; Pectinidae
Product: galactosylceramide sulfotransferase-like
Exons: 1
Coding region: 156-1208 (350 amino acids)
Biological process (GO): glycolipid biosynthetic process
Cellular component (GO): membrane
Molecular function (GO): galactosylceramide sulfotransferase activity
Source: RefSeq, a predicted model, not a curated record
UUCUCAUCUCUGGACCAUUCUUCGUCAUCCUGACAUUCGUCUUUCUCGCGAGUUCUGAUUGGUUAACGACCACACAAAUUACAGCAACACAUCCACGUGUCCAGGGCAUUUCUUUCCAUGCAGAACACCCUCUCCAGUUAAGAAAAUUGAAAAUUAUGCAAGAUGUUGACAAAACCAAAGAUUACUCCAAAUGUUCAGAACAAACGGAUAUCGUUUUUCUUAAAGUUCACAAAGCCGGAAGUUCAACAGUAUCUAACAUUCUACAAAGAUUCGGUUCAUCACGAAAGCUAAAUUUUGUUCUUCCAAAGAAAACAUCACAUGAAUAUGGAUACAAUUACAUAGGUGAACCCGGGGAUUCCGUUUACGCUGAAAACAUUCUACCCGUGCCGACAGGUGAACAAUACAACAUCAUGUGUAAUCACGUGACGUACAAUAGCACAGCCUUCAGGCAUAUAUUCCCAAUGAAUCGCUUUUUCUAUUUGUCUGUUAUACGUACACCUCUGGAACACUUUCUGUCGGUAAUUCGGUAUUACGGAUAUUCAAAAAAUAGCUAUAUACAGAAUAUAUUAUCAAUCCGAAAUGGAAAUCCCUUAUCGGAAUAUUUAAAAUCGCCUGAGGAUUAUGAACCAAUUAUUCCGUAUUUUUCUUACACCAACAAUAGACAAAGUGUGGAUUUGGGCCUGCCGAUAGACGCCAUUGGUAAUGUGUCAGCAAUCCGUGCUUAUGUUGACAUCAUUCGGAGAGAUUUUGAUUUCGUUAUGCUUUUAGAAUACUUUGACGAAUCAUUGAUUUAUCUUAAAAGAAAGCUGUGUUGGUCCUACAAGGAUAUCAUCUACCAUCCUAAGAAUAGCCGAUGGAAUAAUGAGAAACAUACAUUAUCCGUACAGGAUCUAGAUCGAUUACGAUGGUGGAACAGUGCCGAUUAUAUACUAUAUGAAGAAUUACACGGGGACUUCUGGGAAAAAAUAAGAAAUGCCGGAGCAGACUUUUUUGACGAAGUUCUACAUUUCAAGCGUAUUACUGAAAUGGUUAGGCUAUAUUGCGCGAACGUUGACGUCACCGAUGACCUAGAGGUCAAGGCAUCAAGGUGGGAGGCGAACUUCACUAUCACAGCUGUAGACUGCCUUAUGCUGGGACUUGAUGAGCUUCAGUUUCUCGAUAAGAUAUAUUUUGAAAACUAUGGAAUUGUUCAAACCAAACCUAUAUAGGACCUGUGAAACUCUAGAGCAGUGUUCUCAACCUAGCGUAUGAUUAUUUAAUAUUCAGUUGCUCUGGGAUAGUCGCGUGAUUUGAGGAAUCAUAAUUCGUUUAUUGACCAUUUUCUGACUAAUUCAAAGGAUACAAAUGAAAUAUGGCAAGUUCACAACAUCAUCAAAUGAAGAUUGGUUUUAGUGAUGCAUGCCCGUCACAUAUUCUGUGAUAAAGGGGUAAUGAAUUGUCUGUUUGACGCUGACCUGUUGUUCUACAUAUUUUCAAUCAUAUCCGUCCUUGCAAUUAUGUAAUAUAUAUAUAUAUAUAUCAUAUCAUAUCACAUGUAUUAUAUUACAUUGUAUCAUAUAUGAUAUAGGAUGUUUCGUCCUGUAAAGUUGUAACUGUAAUUGACGUACUCAGAAUAACUAAAUGAUUUAUAAAUAGCUACACGAGUGAUUAAUCUUUGUAAUGUGUGGUAACAUAGUAUAUAUCGGUGUGUUUUUCGUAAACACCGACAUUAGUUUCAGGAGCUGUAUACCUCACUAAGGCGAGAAUGACGUUUUAGAGGUAUCGUAAUUACCCUGUAUCCAUAUAGCAAAGCGAUAUGUGUCACUAUAAAGAUACACGACAAAAGAAAGAGCUCUCUAACAUUCAUUUCAUUUAGUAUUAAAUGAAAUUAAAGAGUUAUUAAAUGAAUUAUCAUAUUGAGUUGAAAAGGUCAAACAAUGUAGUCUUCAUGAUGCCAAAGUUAGCUCACAUUUUAAACAUCCCUAUUGGUUAAUUGAUCAUGUGCACAGCAGUCCCUGAUCGAAAGGACACGUCAUGUAUCAAUUAGAUUUGUUUUCACUACCCUCAAUCACACGAGGAAAAUCGUUGCUUCAAUUCCCUGCCUUAGACGGUUAAUAAUGCGGAGUCAUUUAUUAGUAAGCGUGGAUUAUAUGUCUUGUACAAUCACUUAUUUUUAUGCCUCCAAAGUUAUCCCAUAUUCAAAAAAGAUUCUCACAAAAUGAUAUUAGUGCACCUUCCCUUUUUACGUUCAAACAUUUCUGUUGACUGAUAAAGUCCUCUCCACAUUUUUUUUUUCAUUCAGACGGAACUUUGGUGAAGACGACGCAGGUAUACUGGAAAUCGAAGCGUCGCUCACCAUGAUUUUUCUGUCAGCUGGACAGGCAGCUGAUUAAACAGUGAUAUUGGAAAUUGUAAUAAGAGUAUGUGAGGGGAAUGUUCAUAUUAAACGUGCUGUUUGGUUGUUUGAUGGACAUACGAAACUAAUAUCGAAUGUAGCAGCUGCAUACACCAUCCCCGAGACCAGGAACGGAUGCGAAAUUAAUGUUCAAUCUUGAGUUUCAUAAGGCGAAUAUUGAUUGUCCAUUUUAGAUUCGUGAAACUGCACAUUUGAAGUUGUAUUGUAUUCAAAUGACAUCACCGUUUGUCGUGCCAGAUUAUGGACUGGUUGUGGUCACCGUUUGCUGUGCCAGAUUCUGGACUAGUUGUGGUCACUGUUUGCUGUUUCAGAUUUUAGACUAUUUGUGGUCACUGUUUGCUGUGCCAGAUUUUAGACUAGUUGUGAUCACCGUUUGCUGUUUCAGAUUUUAGACUAUCCGUGGUCACCGUUUGCUGUGCCAGAUUUUAGACUUGUUGUGGUCACCGUUUGCUGUACCAGAACUUAGACAUGUUGUGUCACUGUUUGCUGUGCCAGAUUUUAGACAUGUUGUGUCACUGUUUUCUGUGCCAGGUUUUAGACUUGUUGUGGUCACCGUUUGCUGUGCCAGAUUUUAGACAUGUUGUGUCACUGUUUGCUGUGCCAGAUUUUAGACAUGUUGUGUCACUGUUUGCUGUGCCAGGUUUUAGACAUGUUGUGUCACUGUUUGCUGUGCCAGAUUUUAGACAUGUGUCACUGUUUGCUGUGCCAAGUUUUAGACAUGUUGUGUCACCGUUUGCUGUGCCAGAUUUUAAACUGGUUGUGGUCACCGUUUUCUGUGCCAGAUUUUAGACAUGUUGUGUCACCGUUUGCUGUGCCAGAUUUUAAACUGGUUGUUGUGUAUUUUUCUUUUGUAGCUCCAACGGCUCACUGUAGGUUAUGUCUAAUAAUACCAAAAUAAAACAUGCAGGAACGAGAUAACUCAACAGUGUUUUUAGCCCAGUCAAUGAAGGGUUUUACCUUGACAUAACUGUAACAUAUUUCUUUUUCGUCCUAAUUGGGGUCAAGACAUUAAUUAAUAUAUUGUCUUGUUACAUAUGUAACAUGUUCUUAAAUAGUGUUAAUUAUUUGCUUUCAUGCAAUAUGAUUUAUUAACCAAGUUGGGUUAUUGGGCUUAAAAAAUCCCUAUUGAAUGAAUGAUUUCCCAAUUAUGCAAAUUGCAUGUUAUUAUGAAAGGCUAAAUUUGAAAAAAAACUCACGAAACCAUUUUCUGUGAAUGUUCUCCUAAGUAGAAAUUACAUAUUGCUUAAGAUAAUUAGAAAGUAUGAAGGAAAUCAGGUUGUCCAAUACCAUUUUUGUGUGCAUAGGACAGUUUUGUUAUGUGAUUAAUAAAUAUUUCUACAUUGAUAACCAAAAUUAUAUGGUCCUGCUAAUUUGGCCAAAAUACAGAGAGGUGACAAAAUUUUAAAUAAAAUUAUGAAGUUAUAUGCAGCUUGAACUAAGAUUGAUUUCAUAAAAACAUCUACAUGUAUUAUAUUAUGACUCUUCUGGCAAAGUAAACAGGCAAUCGGACAAAUCUCGCUCUAUAAACAACAGUUUUUGUUGUUCGUGGACUUUUACUGUUCAAUACUGAUAUUUUCACUGCUUGACCUACCAUAAAAGUAUUUUAGAUUAACGAAGCACAUGCACAAAUGGUUAUAAAACAAAAGCAUUGGCUUGCCCCUUUAAUUCAAUAUCGACAAAAAUAACACUAACAAUUUCAAAAUUUGAUGUUCAAUGAUUUUAAUGUGCAUGUACUUUCGGUAAUAUAUGAAAAUUGAAUCCCAUAUUUUUAGAAGUUUAAUAUAAACUUAUUUUCCUUUUUUCAUUAGUUAAUGAUAAAUUCUGUAUUAAAACAAAAGCCAUUAUUGCCAAGUUGAAAUGAUUUCAAGCCAUAUUGAUAGUUCUUUUUUUUUUUAAAUCUCAUACCCAAGCUGCGAAAAAAAGUAAAUAUAUGCAAUAUCUUAGUUGGUCUUUCUAAACUGUAUUUUUUAUAUACAUUAGUACAUAGGAGGUGAAUUUUACAUUGCAAAGAAGAACAAAAUUCUGUUGCCAAUACUGUAUUCAUGUAAAACUUGCAUAUUCCGAUGACGUCAUAUUGUUAACAUGUUCCGCGUUAUGUCUUCACUGCUUGACACGAAGACUGCAUUUGUGCUUUCAGUGUUUUAUAAAUACUAAAGGAACAUCAAACAAAUCUAUGAAUAUAGUGUUUAAAAUGGCAAAUUACGUAUAUGACUUCUACUUUCACUUUGUUACUGUAAUCCUGAUUGGUCGGGAUCAGCUGUCAUGGCAACGACGAUGACCAUUGUUAAGCUACAAUAUUGCACAGAUAAAUAUAUGUGUACUGGACGCAGGUUGCUAGACCUCUAAAUCAAGAUAUCUGCCUCUCGGCUCUCCUAGCUGUUCCUAUGUAUAUGAUUAAAACAUUGGGACUCUGGAUCAGUGAUGCGUCUUUCCGCUUCAUAGAAUCACGAACUUUGAUGCUUAAACUUAAUUAAUACAAUCCAAAGGUUAAUACGUGAACCAUCCAAACGUUAAUACCAUAAAACACUUAAUACCAUCCAAAAGUUGAUACUUUCCAAGACUUAACACCAUCCCAAACUUAAUACCAUCCCAAAAGUUAAUACCAGCUCAAACUUAUUACAAUCCAAACUUAACAACCUCCUAAACUUAACAACCUCCUAAACUUAACAACCUCCUUAACUUAACAACCUCCUAAACUGAACAACAUAUUUAACCUAAUACCAUCCAAAACUUAAUACCACCUAAUGCAACAGUUACUAUUUGAUUACGUAGAGUCAGGUGACGCCAAUUUUUAUUCUUAAUUUUCUUUACUAUGGUAACCGCCUUAAUCUAGAACUGUCGCCAGGAUGACUGACUAAUAUACGAGUCAAUGGUGAUUUGGAACUGUUAAUUAGAGGCUAACUAAGAUAGCCCGUGCAUGCGGAUAUUUUUCUGAAAUUAAGAAUGUCUGAAAUAUGUGUUGUUCACA